AGGUGCUCUGUUUCCCCAGGAAAGCCACCGGGCCUGUCGACACUAGAUCGUUAGAGCUCUAUCUACAAAAGCCACAUGCUGCCCAUUCACGUCUUGGAUCACGAGUCUUUGUUUUAUACUUGUUUCGUACGGCAAAUCCGUGCAAUCAAGUGGCGUUGAACCAUCAUUCCUGUCGCGCAAAAUCCAGUCCAGUAAAGAGAUACACGACAAUCUCUCUCAAAUAUCCAACUUCAUCAUGGCCACCUUUGCCGACAAAGACCAGCCUUUCGGCGCCGCGGACUCUUUCAAGCCCGGAGACAAUGUUGACUUGGAACGCCGAGGUUCAACCACAACCGUCCAAGGUCGCAAGAUGAGUAGGAUUGGACCUCCUCCAAGGAACAGCUCCAUCGUGCCGGUCACAGAGGAGAACGGCGUCAAAGACGAGUACGGCAAGCUCGUGGAGAUGGAGGCCAACGACGCGAUCAAGUACCGAACUUGUUCAUGGCAAAAGACUGCUGCUCUACUCUUCUCAGAGUAUAUCUGCUUGGCGAUCAUGUCUUUCCCAUACUCAUACUCGAUCCUCGGUCUUGUCCCGGGUCUGAUUUUGACGGUCGUGCAAGCCGCGUUCGUUCUCUACACUUCGCUCGUUGUUUGGGAAUUCUGUCUUCGUCACCCCGAAACCCGAGAUGUUUGUGAUAUCGGGCAGAUGCUCUUCUGGGGCUCCAAAUGGGCCUGGUACUUCACGGCGGUCAUGUUCCUGCUGAACAACACCUUCAUUCAGGGGUUGCACGUUUUGACCAUUUCGCGAUACUUGAACACCAUGAGCGGCCACAGCAUCUGCACGGUCGGUUUUGCCGCCAUCGGUGCCGUCGUGUCCUGGCUUUGCUCGAUGCCGCGGACGUUUAGCGCACUGUCCAAACUCGGUGCCGCGUCGGCAUUCUUCACCUUCAUCAGUGUCAUUCUUGCCGCGGCCUUUGCUGGCGCAGAGGGCAAACAUGGCACCGCCGGUUACAACCCAGACCCCAACCACAUCAACGCGAGCGGACAGAAGAUCGGUGGUGAGCCUUUGGUCCUCGCGGUGCCUCUCGCCGGCACCACCUUUGUGUCUGGAAUGAACGCCUUCUUGAACAUCAGUUACACUUUCAUCGGCCAAAUCACCCUGCCUAGCUUUAUCGCGGAGAUGAAGAACCCCUACGAUUUCCGAAAGGCCAUCUGGGUCGUCACCAUCUGCGAGGUCAUCGUCUUCAGCUUGGUCGGUGGUAUUGUGUACGGCUAUACCGGCACCCAAUACAACACUGCUCCGGCCUUUUACUCCCUCGGAAACGACAUCUACAAAAAAGUCAGCUUCUCCUUCAUGAUUCCGACCUUGGUCUUCCUUGGUGUUCUCUACGCCUCGGUCUCGGCCCGAUUUGUCUUUUUCCGCUUGUUCGAAGGCACUCGUCACAAGUCCUCGCAUACUCUUGUGGGCUGGGCCUCUUGGGCCGGCAUCCUCGCCCUCACGUGGAUUCUCGCCUUCAUCAUCGCCGAAGUCAUUCCCUUCUUCGCCGACCUUUUGUCCCUGAUGAGCAGUCUGUUCGACAGCUUCUUCGGUUGGAUUUUCUGGGGCGUCGCGUACAUCCGUAUGCGCUACGCCGACCUCGGGCCUGGUUUCUACAGGAAGCGAGGUAUCCGUGGAUGGGUUGGUUUCUUGAUGAACGUCUUCAUCAUCAUUGUGGGAUUUUAUUUCCUCGGUGCUGGAACCUAUACCUCUGUUGAGAGCAUCAUCCUCGAUUACGAGGCAGGAAAUGUCAAAGGUGUCUUUACAUGCGCCAACAACGGUUGAGAUGGCAGUAUGCACCCGGCAAAUUACGCACCCAUCACCCAGACCGCAUCCCCGGCUUUUCGAUGUUGAUCCUUUGGUUCUGGAUGGAAUCUUGGAGGACAAAUGGUACGGAGUUAAAUCAAUCGAACGAAUCUGGAUGCUGCAGAGGUUUCGGGGAAUGAUCCGAUUUAAUGGUGCACGUACGGGAGUUGUCGAAGCAAGAAUAUUCCGUGGAAAACGUAUACGACAUGAAAAAAAGGAUGGCUGGGCCUGAGUAACAAGAAAUAUAGAAAUUUGAAUUUGAAUGUCAGCUUUUGGGAGACACGAUAUGUCUCUCACCGACAUUUUAAACUUGUG
Messenger RNA from Exophiala oligosperma, 2137 nucleotides. RefSeq lists its product as uncharacterized. Gene Ontology annotation, cellular component: vacuolar membrane. Gene Ontology annotation, biological process: amino acid transmembrane transport. The record is from RefSeq and is a predicted model, not a curated record. NCBI's taxonomy places the organism in Eukaryota, Fungi, Ascomycota, Eurotiomycetes, Chaetothyriales, Herpotrichiellaceae. Gene Ontology annotation, molecular function: amino acid transmembrane transporter activity. The transcript has 6 exons. The coding region runs from base 236 to 1801 and encodes 521 amino acids.